AUGUGCAGUGUUUGGUUUGUAGUGAAAUUUGACUGCACUGGCUUGGACGACGGUGUUUAUGUGGACGGUUGUUCUAACGUGUACUGGUUUUGUGCUGGUGAAACCGCAUCGCUAUCAAAGUGCCCGAAGGAAAUUGCUUAUACAGUGCUGGAACCUUAUGAGAAGCGAGACGCUUGUGAGAAACGCGAAGAUGGUGAGUAUGCCGUUUCAAGAUGCCAUAGCAAGUAUCUUCUCUGUCUCAGUGGCAAGGCUUUGCUUGUCAGAUGUCUUCGUGGGCAGUUAUUCUCUCAAAAACACGGCUACUGCGUCAGUGUAAACGAAAUGCCGCACUGUUUCAUAAUCCAGAAGGUCACCGGAGCAAACUUAAGUGCACAGUAA
Molecule: messenger RNA, 378 nt
Organism: Gongylonema pulchrum
Lineage: Eukaryota; Metazoa; Nematoda; Chromadorea; Rhabditida; Gongylonematidae
Source: the annotation of a GenBank genome assembly